AAAAAUACGACAUGGUAAAACGCACGGCGGGUUAGUCACGUCUCGUCGUCCGUCCCCGGGUACGCGCGUUCACGAAAAACCAAAGAUUCGGUCUCCGACAAUCCGAUUUUCGGUUUACGAAAUUAUAUCGAACGAAAUAUUAAUUGUAUUGUGUUCUAGAAUAGUUGAUUAUAAUUUAUUUUUUUUGGUGAUUUAAUUCGGUGUUCGUCGAUUUCGAUUUGGAAUAUUGAGAAGAGUUUUAUUACCGAAGUAUUCAUACGAAAAUCAAGGAAAUGAGGAAAGCUUCACUCGAGCUUUCAGAAACAUGCCCCAUCGAGACAAACUGACAUGGCGGCAGACAAAAGCUACUCCCGAAAUAAACAGCAUUUAAAGUUGCGGGCGCGCAUCCCGAGUGCGAGAUUUAAUUUUAGAACGGUGGCGGGAGGGAAACGGAUAUGGACGUCGGAUGCCGGGAUACGGAUCCUGCUUUUUAUUGUCUGCGUUGUCGGUUGUCAUGGUUACCAGGAACAGAGAUUCGCCAUGGAGCCGCAAGAUCAGAGUGCGAUAGUGGGAUCGCGAGUCACUCUGCCCUGUCGAGUGGAGAACAAGGCUGGGGCGCUUCAGUGGACGAAAGACGACUUCGGGCUCGGCACACACCGGAACCUGAGCGGUUAUGACAGAUACUCCAUGAUCGGAAGCGACGAGGAAGGAGAUUUCUCCCUCGAUAUACGAGACGUUACUUUAGAAGAUGACGGAAGGUACCAAUGCCAAGUUAGUGGCGGGCUAAAUGGAGAGCCGGCGAUCCGAUCGCGGUACGCAAAACUGACAGUCCUAGUAGCUCCUGAGCCUCCGAGGAUAAUUCAAGGUGCCUUCGUAGAAGCAACGGAAGGUCAAUCUCUUGAUAUCGAAUGCGAAUCCGUAGGUGGAAAACCGGCUGCCGAGAUAACUUGGCUGGACGGUAACCAAGCUGUGGUGAAGAAGAACGUGAAGAGUAAAUUGGAGUUGAUGGCAGAUGGACAAAGAUACAAAACAAGGUCGGUUUUGCGGUUGAACCCGAGCAAGGCGUACCACAACCAGACAUUCACCUGCCAAGCCCAGAACACAGCUGACAGAGCGCCGAGGAUGGCUACGAUACAUUUUGAGGUGAAAUACGUCCCGAAAGUGAAUAUAUCGUUCAGGUCUGGCGUGAUCGACGGUAAGAUACCGGAGGGUAAUGAAGCAAGGAUACGGUGUAGCUCCGAAUCGAAUCCUCCCCCCCGGGCCCACAGGUGGUACAUCAACAACAACCCGGUCAUAGGAGACUACACUGACGAGAUGAUUAUUUUCAACGUCACAAGGAAACAUAACAAGGCUGAAGUGAGAUGCGAAAUCAGCAAUACUGUGGGCACGAGCUCGGCAAAAGUUACACUGAACGUUGCAUAUCCUCCAAUUUUCCGCAAUCAUCUGCAUGACGUCGAGGCGGAUAUCGGCUCGAUUGUGACCCUUAGCUGUGACGUUGAUGGGCAGCCGAAGCCGGCGAUCAGGUGGCUUCUGAACGAGCCUGGCAGGAUCGGGCAGGUUAAAGGAAAAUCCCCGAACUUGGAGAUAGUUGUGAACAAAGAAACGGCAGGAAAAUAUAUCUGCAAAGCGAGUGUCACCGGAUACCCAGAAAUCGAGAGUGAAGCUACUGUUUUUAUUAAAGGAGCUCCAAAGAUAAUUUCGAAUAGGACUCAGAUAGGCGCGGAAGGGGAGACGGUUACAGUUGAAUGCCUGACAGAGUCUGUUCCCAAGCCAGACUUCAUCAAAUGGUUCUUCGAAGGUCGGGAGAUCAGUGUGAUACAGGAUCCGAAUUACGCGAUACUGCAAGAAUCAUUGCCCGAUGGACUAGUUAAAUCUAGUUUGGUGAUCAAGGCUAGCCAGUCAAGGCAUUUUGGACUUUACAACUGCAGCGUUACGAACGAAUACGGUAACGCAAACGCACCGAUAAUGUUGAAGCCUUUAAAGACCCUUCCACUGUACAUAAUCCUCAUCGGGGUUACGACCGGCAUCGUCGUCUUCUCCUCCUUCAUAAUUCUCCUCGUGGUCUGCCACAGGAGAAGAAGGAAGAAGAGUCAAAUGAACGAGAAGCCGGACGUGACCGUCGCGACCGGAGACGCGUACAAAGAGAGCGACAGGAGCUCUAACAUCAGCGACCUGAAGCUUCAGUUGCCGCAGAGCGACGCCAGCUACGACCUGGAUUACACGAGCUCUGAUCGCUCGGACACCAAGGCGCCGGUAGGGCUUCCCCUGGCUGGUCCGGUACCUCUACCUAACAUCAGACUAGACGACUUCAAUUACAACAAUGACUAUACUGACCCCGCUUACCACGACUAUGGUUAUAAGACUCCAGCCGGGUUCGUGUACGACUACCCGCACGGCUACUCGCCCCCGGCGCACCUGCACGUGCAUUCCCCCCCGCCGCACGCCAGGUCGCAACAGGGAUCUUUGACGCGCAGUAUAGACACGGCGUCGACUCUCCCAUUGUCAAACAGCAAUGGAUCGCAAAAUAAUACGUUGCAACGAACGAACAAGCCCGAGGAAAGCGACGCCAUCAACAAUUUAGGUCUACCCUCUGGUGGAGAGGCAGGUCCACAAACGCCAAUCUAUGCGCAACCGAACCCUAGACCGCAGACUGCAGUCGACCCGCGGUACUCGGCUACCUACGGUAAUCCAUACUUAAGGAAUAGUUCAAUAGGUUACGGGAAUCAGGUGCACACGGCGAAGCCCGCGGCCACGCCCGCACCGCCGCCAUACUCCGCCGUCAGGAAUUCCGCACCGACAGGUAAUGGCGGUCCCGCCCAGGCCACCCACGUGUAGGCGGAACGCUGCUCCCGGGAAAUACAAAUAUAUAAAGAAAAAAUGGGAAUAUAAACAUGGCGGACAACGUCAAGGGACACCAACGAAUCUUCGUACAGUGAAGAAUCGUGCUCGUGAAUUAUAAAUAUUCUCGUCAGUGAAUUCCCUUGGUCCAGCGGCUUCGCUAAGUCACGCCACUGGUGAUGCCCUAACGCCUCACGUCAGUUGCUGACCCUAGACUACAUGUCCCUUCAGGUCCACAGCGGUGGACCGGCGGACGGUGUCUUGACCCAGACACGCUCCAUUGAAUCACUUCGAAAGACUUGAUGCAUUAAAAACAAAAAUAACUAAAUUCCUGUUUAAGACCUCUAUAUUUUAAUUGUGAGAAUUAAAAACGACGAAAAAUAACAUCGUGUUAAAAUCAUUUUUAAUCACUGCUAUACUUCUAUAGCUAUACGUCGCUAUAUCUCCGCGGCUGCAGUGGACUGCUGACGCAAUCCUUGUUUUCGAUACAAUGCGAGGCGGCAAUGUAUAUUUGUUUUUAGUUAAUUAAUGUUUUAUUUGUGAGACAAUCGAGAUACGGCAGACGCUUUUGCUCAAUAAUACAUAUAAUCAAGCGACAAAGGUCAUAUCAAGUCGUAAAAGGCUAUUUGGUUUAAGCGAUAUUUUGGCGACUUUACUGAAGCUUUUGGACGUUUAAUUGGAAAAAAUUAUCACAGGAAAAAAACUUCAUCAGCUGUUUCAAUGGUAAACUUAAUUGAAGUUUAAUUAAAAACAUCGAACUGUUGAUGCUAAUACCAAAUAAAAUUGACCUUUAAUUACAAUUAGCGACCCGCCCUCGCUUCCCUUCGGAAACUGUAAUUUAUUAUUGAUUUCUCCUCUAUUUAAUGGAUGUUAUUAUACUUAUAAACCUUCCUCUACAAUCACUCUAUCUAUUAAAAAAAACCGCAUCAAAAUCCGUUGCGUAGUUUUAAAGAUUUAAGCAUACAUAGGGACAGACAGAUAUAGGGACAGAGAAAGCGACUUUGUUUUAUACUAUGUAGUGAAUAGUGAAGAUAUAUGUCGAUUAUUUAGCGAAAUGUGGCUUAAACCAAAUAGAAUUUCAUCCCUCGAUAUAGAAAUUGCAUUAAAGUAUUUGAGAGAUUGUUUGGCUAUUGUUGAAAUUUUUAAUAAAUAAAAAUAAAAGGCUAUAUCGAUUCCUCGUCGAAUGAAGAUGGUGCCUUGUUUCCGCGGGGGCCACAUCUAUAGUUCGUAGUUCGUAAAUUAUAUUCGACUCGACAUUUACGUGUCCACAUGUUAAGUGAAAAUAAAAGGACUGAUUUUUGUUUUGUUUUUUUUGUCUGAGAUAUUAAUUGAUUUUCUUAGAAUUCUAAGUCGGUGCAAGUUUUGCAAGUUACAAUAAUAAUAAUUAAUGCGGUUCAGUAUAUUAUAUAUAUAUUUUUUUAGAAUUGUAUGUUCUGUGAUAUAUCUGUACUGUGUUGAAAAACUAAUUGAAUAUAUUUACGUAAGAGCUGCUUACGUAAAUGUAAAUUUUUCAAAUGAAUUUUCAAAAUAAUAAUUCUAAUAUAAUUUUUUUAGCGAAAUAUAAUAACUGCAACGAAAUGUAUAGUUGUAAAUUGUAAAAAAAAUUAAUAAAAUUAUGAAUGCGUUUGAAUUUUUUUUUUAUGAAAUUUUAAUAAGCCAGUGUAAAUAAAUUCAAUGUGCCACUUGUUUUGUUUUUUUUUUACAUUUUUUUUUCUAUGCUACCCUUAUGUAAGAACUCUUUAAUUAGAUAGCAAAUAAUUAUUUUAUUUAGUACAAGGGCAUUAUUUGAUGUUACAAAUUUGUUUAAGGAAAAAAAAUAUAUAUUAAUAAUAAUGCAUGCGAACAGUGUUUUUUUUACUGCAUGCAAUAUACAUAUAUAUACAUAUAUUAUAAUGUUAUGUUCCGUAUAUUUGUCAAAAUAAAUGAUGAAACAAACAAA
Messenger RNA from Bombyx mori (domestic silkworm), 4756 nucleotides. Its product is annotated as irregular chiasm C-roughest protein. NCBI's taxonomy places the organism in Eukaryota, Metazoa, Arthropoda, Insecta, Lepidoptera, Bombycidae. Gene Ontology annotation, cellular component: cell-cell junction; plasma membrane. The coding region runs from base 328 to 2814 and encodes 828 amino acids. Gene Ontology annotation, molecular function: cell adhesion molecule binding. Gene Ontology annotation, biological process: cell-cell adhesion. The record is from RefSeq and is a predicted model, not a curated record. The transcript is spliced from 21 exons.